This is a messenger RNA of Vicugna pacos (alpaca), 1365 nucleotides long. It is a transcript of the gene TFPI, whose product is annotated as tissue factor pathway inhibitor. The record is from RefSeq and is a predicted model, not a curated record. Gene Ontology annotation, biological process: negative regulation of peptidase activity. Gene Ontology annotation, molecular function: serine-type endopeptidase inhibitor activity. NCBI's taxonomy places the organism in Eukaryota, Metazoa, Chordata, Mammalia, Artiodactyla, Camelidae. Gene Ontology annotation, cellular component: extracellular region.
GAGUUGGAGUGACCUAAACAGGAAGCCUGGCUAUUCCCAACUGCCAGUGAUCUCUGAAACCGGCUCUGAGGCUCCUCUUUGCUCCAACAGACAGAGGGACUUUGGGCUGGAUAAACGUCAAAUUCUUACCUCGCCCUUUCACCGCUGGCAGGAUCAGAUUGCAUUUCUUUCAUUAUUCUCCAUUCUCCAGUUUCUUGAUUUGUUUAAAAGAAGAAGUAGAAAAGAUAAAUCCUCUCUUCAAUGCCUGGAAGGGAACACAAAAUGACUUCAACUCCGCUUUGAAAAAAAUCUUUCCAAGAACUUUCUUCAGAGAUUUAACUCAGAUGAAUUACACAAUGAAGAGAGAACAGAUUUUUUUGGCUUUUGUAUGCCUGCUGCUUAGUUGUGCCUCUGCCCCUCUUACUGCUGUCCCUGAGGAAGAUGAAGAACAUACAAACAGCACAGAUGCUGAGUUGCCACCUUUGAAACUUGUACAUUCAUUUUGUGCAUUGAAAGCUGAUGAUGGUCCAUGCAAAGCAAUGAUGAAGAGGUUUUUUUUCAAUAUUCACACUCAACAGUGUGAAGAAUUUGUAUAUGGAGGAUGUGAAGGAAACCAGAAUCGAUUUGAAAGUCUAGAGGAAUGCAAAGAAAAAUGUACAAGAGAUUAUCCAAAGAAGAUUAGGACAAAGACAAUACUGCAAAAAGAAAAGCCAGAUUUCUGCUUUUUGGAAGAAGAUGCUGGAAUCUGUCGAGGUUAUAUUACUAGGUAUUUUUAUAACAAUCAGUCAAAGCAGUGUGAACGCUUCAAAUAUGGCGGGUGCCUCGGCAAUUUAAACAACUUUGAAUCACUGGAAGAAUGCAAGAACACCUGCGGGGAUGAAUUGAAUGAUUUCCAGGUGGAUGAUUAUAGAACCCCGCUCGAUGCUGUGAAGAACGAUUCCUUGACUCCUCAGCCUACCAAGGCAUCCAGCUUCUUCGAAUAUUAUGGCCCCUCCUGGUGUCUGACCCCAGCAGACAGAGGAUUGUGUCAAGCCAACGAAAGCAGAUUCUACUACAAUUCAAGCAUUGGGAAAUGCCGCCCAUUUAAGUACAGUGGAUGCGGAGGGAAUGAAAACAAUUUUACUUCUAAAAAAGCAUGUCUCAGGACUUGUAAAAAAGGUUUCAUACAAAGAAUAUCAAAGGAAGGAUUAAUUAAAACCAAAAGAAAAAGAAAGCAGCAGCCAGUGAAAAUAGUAUAUGAAGAAAUUUUUGUUAAAAAGAUAUAAAUUUGUUAUAUUACAACAUCAUUUCUACUAAAUAUUUUGGAUAAAACUUUUCACUAUGAUUCCUAUUUUUUUCUUUCCUGAAAUCUUUUUAAUGAACAUUUUCAUGAAUUUUCUAUGCAUA